ACGCAGUGUCAUCAGUAACCAUCACCAUAAUCAACCAGCCGUAGCUUUGAGGUGUACAAUGUCCAGCUCAAAUAGACCUGUCCGGCCCUCCUAUACUCUCAAGCUGGCCAACACAAAAAAUGAAGUUGAAGCUUGCUAUGACAUCCGAAUGGAAGUCUUCUGUGUAGAGCAAGGGUUUACCGUUGAGGACGAAAUGGACGAGUAUGACCCUCACUCUUUCCAUUUCCUGCUCACCAUUCCCAUCUCCUCACCCCCCGACGUCUCCACUUCUUCUCUUCCGCCAACAAACGAUACACCUACUACGACUGAGAAGCCAAUCGGGACUAUUCGCUUCGUCCCGGGUAAAAGCAAACUUACGAGAUUGGCGAUUUUGAAAGACUAUAGAAAAUUUGGAUUCGGAAGGGUGCUUGUUGAAGGGAUGGAGAACUUUGUGCGCCAAAACGCAGUGAAGGAAUCACUUGGUAAAAUCAUCGAAGAACAAGGUGAAAAGUGGAUCACUAUCAAAUGUCAUUCCCAAAUACAUGCUAUCCCUUUCUAUGAAAAGCUGGGAUACGUCGCUAAAGGUCCUCAAUUCGACGAGGAUGGAGCGCCUCACCAACUCUUGGUUCAUCGUCUGCAAGUCGACGACGACUACAAAUCUGAAUAGGUGGGAGACUCAUAUUUGCAUGAAGAUAGACCGAUGUAUACAGGAUAAGAGAUUAUGAUCUAGAAACAAGGAACAGGCAUUCUAUCCUCACAGUGACUUUAACAUCAAUGACAAACACCCUUGUUCACGUAGCUGGUCAGAUCUUCUUUGCAAGCAACUUUUCCUUCUUCGCAGCUGCCUCCUGGGCCUUUUCUGUGUUUCGUAGACAAUCAUGAGCUCCGUACAAUGUUUGUAGGGAAGGGGACUCACCCUCGGCUUCAGCUUUUCGUUGAGCAGCAGCUGCCUCUCGUCGAGCCCUGACUUCUUGCAAUCGAGCCAAAUCUGUUUUGGCUUCCAUUGUUUUGCCUAGUAAUAAUUAUCCGUGAUCAGCUUAUAUGAAAUCAUCAGAUUAACAUGCUUCUCACCCUGGGCGUGGAGGUUCUGAUAUCUCUGUUCAGCAGCCUUCUUCUCUGCCGCCUCA
Molecule: messenger RNA, 1106 nt
Organism: Cryptococcus deneoformans JEC21
Lineage: Eukaryota; Fungi; Basidiomycota; Tremellomycetes; Tremellales; Cryptococcaceae
Exons: 5
Coding region: 59-646 (195 amino acids)
Molecular function (GO): acyltransferase activity, transferring groups other than amino-acyl groups
Source: RefSeq, a predicted model, not a curated record